ACUGCACCCGAACCGAGCCGGGCACAGCCGAUUGGAGCCGAGAGCCCCGGGACCGCCCGCGCUGCUGCAUGGCCGGGAAGAAGCUGAUCGUGGUGUUCGGGGCCACCGGGGCCCAGGGCGGCGCCGUGGCCCGGGCGCUGCUGGACGAUGGGAGCUUCAAGGUGCGCGCCGUGACCCGGAGCCCCAGGAAGAAGGAGGCGGAGGAGCUGAGGCGCAGGGGAGCCGAGCUGGUGAAGGCAGAUCAGGACGAUGAGGCAUCGCUGGAGCAGGCCUUGGCCGGUGCCUACGGAGCCUUUAUUGUCACCAACUUCUGGGAACACUGCAGCAAGGAGAAGGAAAUCGAGCAGGGACGGCGCCUGGCUGAUCUGUCCAAGCGCCAGGGCCUGCAGCAUGUGGUGUUCAGCGGCCUGGAGAACGUGCAGCAGCUGACAGGGGGGCAGCUGGAGGUGCUGCACUUCGAUGGCAAAGGCGUGGUAGAGGAGCACUUCCAGAAAAUCGGGGUUCCCACCACCAUCAUCCGCCUGCCCUUCUACUUUGAGAACUUCCUCUCCAUCUUCAAGCCGCAGAAGGCCCUGCAGGGAGACGCCUUUGUGCUGGAGCUGCCCAUGGGGGACACCCCCAUGGAUGGGAUGGCUGUGGAGGACCUUGGGCCCGUUGUACUUUCCCUGCUGAAGUCCCCAGGGGAGUACAUUGGCCGGGUGAUAGGACUCAGCACGGGCAAGCUCACCGAGGCAGAGUACGCUGCCAUCCUCUCCCAGCAGACGGGCAAGACUGUGACAGCCAGCAAGAUCUCCCCUGAGGAGUACGAGAAGCGGGACUUCCCUGGGGCCCAGGAGUUGGCUGCCAUGUUCCGUUUCUACGCCCGGAAGCCAGACCGCAACGUGGCCCUGACCAUGAAGCUGAACCCCAAGGCCCGCACCUUCCAGCAGUGGGUGGGGGACAACAAGCACGCCUUCUGAGCCUCCCCUCCCUCCUCUGCCUCCCUGCUUUCUGCAGCAG
This is a messenger RNA of Agelaius phoeniceus (red-winged blackbird), 999 nucleotides long. It is a transcript of the gene NMRAL1, whose product is annotated as NmrA like redox sensor 1. Gene Ontology annotation, cellular component: nucleus. The record is from RefSeq and is a predicted model, not a curated record. Lineage: Eukaryota; Metazoa; Chordata; Aves; Passeriformes; Icteridae.